CGCCGGAGCUCGGGGCGCGGGCGCUGGGCCGGCGGCUCUGGGCGCAGCAUGGCGGUGGAGGAAGAGGGCUUGCGCGUCUUCCAGAGCGUGAGGAUCAAGAUUGGUGAAGCCAAAAACCUCCCUUCUUACCCUGGGCCAAACAAGAUGAGGGAUUGCUACUGCACCGUGAACCUGGACCAGGAAGAGGUGUUCAGGACCAAAAUCGUGGAGAAGUCGCUGUGCCCCUUCUAUGGAGAAGACUUCUACUGUGAAAUUCCCCGGAGUUUCCGCUACCUGUCGUUUUACAUUUUUGACCGGGAUGUUUUCCGGAGGGAUUCCAUCAUAGGUAGGUGAUGGGGUGGAUGGCUUCUUCUCUGCCUCUUGGGGAUCAAAUCCCAUCCCAGUGGGAGCAAGGAGUGUCUUUCUGGUCGUCCCUGUUCCAAGUCACAGGUAGUUCUGAGUGAUGGGCUGCCCAUGGAGCAGGGCCUAAGCAGCUGCUGGCCUCAGUGGGCAUCUCCCCAUUCAGUGGAGGAAUUGUCCUAUCAGCAGGAACCCAUGCUGGAUUCCACACAUAGCCUCCAGUCUUGCGAGGCAUGGGCAAGGGCACCCCAAACCAUCCCCUAUGGCAUGUUAUCACCAGGCCUGCUUCCCAGGUUCUGUACAGGGUCACCCUCACUGCUCCUGCCAUGGCUUCCUUAUGGACCAGUGAAG
Messenger RNA from Ochotona princeps (American pika), 690 nucleotides. Its product is annotated as ras GTPase-activating protein 3-like. The record is from RefSeq and is a predicted model, not a curated record. The transcript is spliced from 4 exons. Lineage: Eukaryota; Metazoa; Chordata; Mammalia; Lagomorpha; Ochotonidae. Bases 49 to 333 code for a protein of 94 amino acids.